AACACAUAAAAUAAAAACACUCCGCACAACUUGUGAUUUCACAAGACAACCGUCUGGAGAUGAAUACCAGCGAUGCCAAGGAGUAUCUGGCGCGGAGGGAGAUACCUCAACUAUUUGAGAGCCUGCUGACUGGUCUGAUGUACUAUCGGCCUGAUGACCCUAUUGACUACUUGGAGGGUUGUCUAAAGAAAGUGAGGGAGCUUGGAGGACCAGACAAGGUGAGGUGGGACACCUUUGUGGGACAGGAGAAGAAGACCCUUCCCCCUCUCAAUGGCGGCCAGUCACGCCGAUCCCUCUUCAGAAAUGUGUUGCCGGAUAGUCCCAAUUUUCCCUACAGACGGUACGAUCGCCUCCCUCCCAUUAGCCAGUUUUCCAUUGAGAGUGACUCAGACCUUUCAGAGACGGCAGAGCUCAUAGAAGAGUACGAGGUGUUUGAUCCAUCCAGACCACGGCCUAAAGUCAUCCUUGUCAUCGGUGGCCCAGGCAGCGGCAAAGGAACGCAGUGCCUCAAGAUUGCAGAGCGCUAUGGCUUCCAGUAUGUGUCCGUGGGCGAGCUGCUGAGGAAAAAGAUGAUCCACAAUGCCACCAGCAACAGAAAAUGGAGCUUGAUCGCUAAAAUCAUCACCAACGGCGAGUUGGCACCACAGGAAACCACGAUUACUGAGAUCAAGCAGAAGAUUAUGAAGAUCCCAGAUGCCAAUGGGAUCGUCAUAGACGGGUUCCCUCGUGAUGUUGGCCAGGCCUUGUCCUUUGAGGACCAGAUCUGCACUCCUGACCUGGUGGUGUUCCUGGCAUGCACCAGCCAUCGUCUGAAGGAGAGGCUGCACAAACGAGCUGAGCAACAAGGUCGGCCAGACGACAACCCCAAGGCCAUCGACCGCCGCUUGACUAACUUCAAACAAAACACCAUUCCUCUGGUGAAAUACUUCCAGGAGAGGGGUCUCAUUGUUACGCUGGAUGCUGACCGAGAUGAAGAGGAGGUCUUCUGCGAUAUUAGCAUGACUUUGGAUAAUAAGCUGUGUUCCUCCAAAGAGCCCGCUGCUGGCCAUAGUGAGCCUGGACUUCAGUUGCUGGGUGACACAAGCAGCCUGGCAGAUGUUGCUUACAAGUACCAUGAGGUAAGUUUGUAUGAUGAAGAUGAAGACAUCGGGUAUGCUGAAGGAGCUACAGAAUCUUAUUGCACAGAACAGAAGAAACCAAAGGUCAUCUUUAUGAUGGGCGGUCCAGGCUCAGGAAAAGCUCUCCAGUGCGACAGGAUUGAGGAAAGGUUUGGCUUGCGUCGCAUUACCAUGGGAGACCUGCUCUGUAAUGAGCUGCAGUUGCACAGCGACAGGGGGCACCACCUGUGGGACAUCCUGGAGAGGGGAGAGCGGCUGCCUGAGGAAACACUGCUGGAGCUGCUGUGUGAUGCGGUGGCGUCGUCACUCCGGCAGGGGAAAGGUCUUGUGAUCAGCGGAUUUCCCAGAGACCUAAGGCAGGCAGAGGAGUAUGAAGCCAAGAUGGGAGAACCUAAUGCGGUGCUGCUGCUGAGUUGCUCUCCGGACACCAUGUCCAGUCGUCUGCAGUCCUGUGGAAGAUCCUGCUCCAGUUUCCAUCCUGACACAGACUCUGCAUUGCACCGGAGAGCCAAAAGCUUCGGCAGCAACAGCCAGCCAGUGGCGGCUCACUACAAGUGCAAGAACCUGCUGCACAUGAUUGACGCGGAGACAUCACCAGAUGAAGUGUUUGCUCAGAUCUGCCAGGCCAUUGACUCCGAUUCAGCAUUCUGAUUGCUGUGACCCCCCAACGACAGCCCCGUCCCAACGUUCUGCUGAGCACAUGGCCCAGCAGCUCCCUGUGAAGGUCUCCCGUCUCUCUGCAGCAUCACUACAAAGACACUCACCCCCACUUACCUGCAUCAGACAUAUGGUUUAUUGAGCUCCAGUAGUGUGCAUGUCUAACCUGAUGUUUUGUAAUCCAUUUCUGCUUUGAACACCGACAUAGCACCUGGUUGUCACAUUCUGCUUCACCUUCUGGUACUGUCGCUCUUAUAAAAGCUGCCAACUGCCGGACUGAGGCAGAUAACUGUACAGAAAAAAAUAUUCCCUGCUGUGGCUGAGAGCAUGUUUCUUUGUUGAAUGUGAAGUCUCUGCCUUCCUCCAAGGAACAGAGAGGGUUCCCGCGAUGCUGCAAAGUGAAAUGUCAGUAUGUGGACAAAAAUAGUAAGUGCGCGUCCAUGCUCUCACCCACAGCACGCUUUAUACGGUAAGAGGCAUGCAAGCUUUUCUUUCAUUAAAUAAAAAGCUGAAAAGGAGUUAAGAGCAUU
Messenger RNA from Thalassophryne amazonica, 2305 nucleotides. RefSeq names its product adenylate kinase 5 (gene ak5). Gene Ontology annotation, cellular component: cytosol; cytoplasm. The record is from RefSeq and is a predicted model, not a curated record. Gene Ontology annotation, biological process: nucleoside triphosphate biosynthetic process. Gene Ontology annotation, molecular function: ATP binding; nucleoside diphosphate kinase activity. NCBI's taxonomy places the organism in Eukaryota, Metazoa, Chordata, Actinopteri, Batrachoidiformes, Batrachoididae.